AUGUCAGCCUCCUCGCCGGAACAACAACAACAACAAACCCAACCGGCCCCCUGGCGCGACCCCUUCCUGACGCACCUCUCCCGCCUCCGGGGCCCGCCCACCUUCACCCUAGCGACCCUACACCCGGCCACGGCCUCGGAGGCGCCCUCCCCCGUCAUGCCCUGCCUGCCGCGCGCCCGGACCUGCGUCUUCCGCGGCCUGUGGGCCAGCCAGCCGCUGCCCGGCUACAAGCCGGAGGAGCACAACAGGGCGGCCGUCGCGCUCAACCCGCCGCUGUACGAGUCGGACCUGCCCGUGUUCACGACCGACGCGCGGACGGACAAGGCGGCCGAGAUCCUGGACUCGGCCGGCGAGGACGAGAUCGCGGCGUCCGGCGGGGCGUGCGGUGGGGGAGGGCCGGUGGAGGCUUGUUUCUGGGUUGAUGUCCCCUCUUCAUCAUCUUCUUCUGGGGAGGAGGGGGAGGGGGCCGGUCAGAUGAUGGUGAAGACGCAGUGGCGCAUCAGAGGACAUGCGUGGGUGCUGGGAGGGGAUGUGGAUGCUGAGGACGAUGCCGGGGCCAGGAAGGUGAGGGAGGUUCUUAUGCGGAGGAUGAGGAAGAAGGUGGUGGGUACUGGUAGUGGUGGUGGGGGAGAGGGUGGUUGGAGCUUCGCGAGGGAGGUGACGGCGCACUUUGGCAAUCUGAGUCCCUUGAUGAGGGGGUCAUUCAGGGCGCCGCCUCCCGGUACGCCGGUGGCGUAUCAUACCGACAAAGGCGAGGCGUUGGGCCAGAGGCUGGAUGACCUGGAGGACGAGGUCGCGAGGAAGAAUUUCCGGGUCGUGGUGAUUGUACCCGAUGAGGUGGAUCAGGUGGAUCUGAGCGAUGAGUUGCGGCCGAGGCGGUGGUUGUAUGUGUAUCGUGGUGAGGCGGCUGACUCGAGGCUGCCCGGCGGGGAGGUCAUCGGCGAGUGGGAGAAGGUUGAGGUGUGGCCUUAA
Messenger RNA from Chaetomium strumarium, 972 nucleotides. RefSeq lists its product as uncharacterized. Gene Ontology annotation, molecular function: FMN binding. The record is from RefSeq and is a predicted model, not a curated record. Lineage: Eukaryota; Fungi; Ascomycota; Sordariomycetes; Sordariales; Chaetomiaceae. The transcript has a single exon. Bases 1 to 972 code for a protein of 323 amino acids.